Messenger RNA from Geosmithia morbida, 870 nucleotides. RefSeq names its product Protein of unknown function (DUF2456). The record is from RefSeq and is a predicted model, not a curated record. Lineage: Eukaryota; Fungi; Ascomycota; Sordariomycetes; Hypocreales; Bionectriaceae. The transcript has 2 exons. Bases 1 to 870 code for a protein of 289 amino acids.
AUGCUCGAAAAGGGUCAUCCUUCCUCCCCCACCGUCAUCGAGCUUUAUCCCGAUCUCGAGGCCAGCAACGGACCGCCACUCGCCGACAACGCGACGGCAACGCCGCAGAUUGCCACCGACGGGCCGAACUUCACCGACGCUAACACGGCCGCCCAAGAUGACGAGGACGGCCGUGACGAUGGUCAGGGACCCCUGCUCCCCUCGAAGAGCUGGACAGCACACCAGCUGUUCUACGUUUUCGGCAUCGACGGCAUCGGCGCCAUGAUACUCUCCGGUGGCGUCAACUUUGCCAUUGCCUAUGUAAUGUACACAACCCAAGACACCGUCAAGAACCCAAUCCGCCUCUUCUCCUUCCCCAACACCCUCGCCGGCGACGCAGCCGUCACUGUAAUCAUCCAAUGCCUCCUGACAUGGUUCGUCGAGUGGGGUCUGGUGGCCUACGACCUGUCCAACCGCUCCGUCCAACCCAUAGGUUUCCUGUCGGAGCCUAGGAACCGCUGGGUAAGAUGGUACUUUUUCCUCGACGGCCCUUCCCCGUUACCGACCUCGGCUUCGACGCCGACCACAGCCGGAGACGACGGUGAAGAGCCCGCCUCGACUCCAGGCCUCCCUCCAUUCCUCAGCCUCGUCGUCAACCAGGCCAUCCGCGGAUUCGCGCUCUGCAUCCCAGCCUUCCUGCUCCUCUGGCCCAUAUCUGUGGCCGCCAUGAUCCCGUUUGGGAAACCCCAGCCCCACCACGACUAUCUCUACACGGACCGAUGGGCACCCCAGGUGCUCAAGCUGGCUCUUGGUGGGAUGCUGGGUCUGUUGACUACGCCGCUCAUGGCCAUGUUUUGGCUCGUUCGGGCGGGGUGGGAUGCUGCGGAGUGA